CGGCCUGGACAUGGAGGCCGAGGCGGCUCCGGUCGGAACCUUCCCCGGGUUCAUGACCGAGGGUUCGGGGCUGCUCCGGAGGGGGGAGUACGGAAAAGCCCUGAUCUGCUUCAGCAACGCGCUGAAGCUGCGCGGCGGUGACAGGGACUGCCUGGCUGCGCGAUCCCAGUGCUACCUGCGCCUGGGGGACACGGACAAUGCCCUCAAGGAUGCUGAGGCCUCUCUCCAGAAGGACCAAACCUUCUCCAAGGGACUGUACCAGAAAGCAGAGGCACUGUACACCAUGGGCGACUUCGAGUUCGCGUUGGUGUUUUACCAUCGCGGGUACAGGCUGCGGCUGGAGCCACACAAGUUCCUGCUGGGGAUCGAGAAAUCCCAGGAAGCCAUCAUCAACUGCAUCGGAGCUCCAUCCUCAAUUAAACUGGAGAACAAAGGGAAUCUGUGCUUCCUAAGCAAGCAGGCAGAGUGCAAACAGAAAGUCCAAAUCAAAGUGGCUAAGAAUCAAAAAUGGACAAAGAACCAGAAGCCUGCGAGGAACCCAAAGACGGAGCGAGAGCUGCUUGGAGAGCUCUAUGCUGACAAGGCCUACCUGGAAAAGCUGCUCAAUGACAAAGAUCUGAUGGAGAGCAGCACAAAGCAGGGGGUCAAGGUAAAGGACCUGGUUCUGGGAGGCAUUUCCUACCUGGAGACCCGCAGGGAGUUCUGGCAGCAGCAGAAGCCGAUCUAUGCCCGGGUGAGGGAGCGCAAGCUCCGGCAGCAAAGGUGGAGCCGGGACAAGAAGCAGAAACCCCUGGAGGUGGGCAGAUACCUUGAGAAGAUGAUGGAGGACAUUGACAUGUUGCUGAGCGGUGACUCCCCUGAGGAAAGCUGCAAGAAAGCCAAGCGUGUGCUGAGAAAGGUCCAAGGGUGGUCAGAGGAUGAAGUUCCCAACAGGAAGAUGCUGAUUGGAGACCUCUACAGCCGCAUUGGGAAAGCUCAGCUGCAGAUGGGCCAGAUGGAAGCAGCCCUGAAGAGCCACAGAAUGGAUCUGGAACUGGCCAGGCAGCUUGAUCUGCCAGAUGCUGCAUCCAGAGCCCUCGAGAACAUGGGCAGGGUUUAUGCCAGCACCAGGAGAUUCCAGCCCGCUAUCGACGCAUGGGAGAAGAAGAUCCCAAUGGUGAAAUCCAACCUGGAGAAGACCUGGCUGCUCCAUGAAAUUGGCCGGUGUUACCUCGAGCUGGAUAAAGCAAAAGCAGCCCAAAGCUAUGGGCAGAAGUCCCUGCAGGUGGCAGAUGAAGAGGGAGAUGCUGAGUGGCAGCUCCACGCUAUGGUCCUCGUGGCACAAGCACAAGUGAGGUUAAAGGAUUACAGGCCUGCAAUCCUGACCUUUGAGAAAGCACUCAACAAGGCAACACUUCUUCAUGAUGAAGCUGCUCAGACGGCCAUCGUCACUGCUCUGGAUGAGGUGAGCAAAAGCUUCGUGGAGCAGCUGAGCGAGAGAGGAGUCCCAAGAGCUCUGGGCCUCGGAGAGGCCUCCAGCAGCGAGAACCCCGAAGUCGACGGCUUCGAGAAGGAUGCGGAGGGAGAGGCCGGGUCCGGAGCGCAGCGGGGGCCGUGAGCGGGACGGGGGAGGAAGGGGCGACACGGGGACAAUAAACAGCGGCCGGUGCCGGUGUCGCGAUAUCGCGAUAUCGCUGCAAACAGACCCCCC
Messenger RNA from Melopsittacus undulatus (budgerigar), 1690 nucleotides. RefSeq names its product outer dynein arm docking complex subunit 4 (gene ODAD4). Lineage: Eukaryota; Metazoa; Chordata; Aves; Psittaciformes; Psittaculidae. Gene Ontology annotation, molecular function: protein binding. The record is from RefSeq and is a predicted model, not a curated record. The transcript has 12 exons. Gene Ontology annotation, cellular component: cytoplasm. Bases 11 to 1597 code for a protein of 528 amino acids.